Molecule: messenger RNA, 1179 nt
Organism: Ambispora leptoticha
Lineage: Eukaryota; Fungi; Glomeromycota; Glomeromycetes; Archaeosporales; Ambisporaceae
Source: the annotation of a GenBank genome assembly
AUGAAAUUAUUACAAUUAUUACUAAAAACAGCAAAUAUCAGUCAAACAACGAAAAGGAUAUCAUUAGCAACAGCAAUAAAAAGCAUAAUAUUCUAUAGUCUACUAGCAACUGAGUCCGUAUUAGCGGCGACGACGAAGACUAAUGUUAGUUCAAGUAGAAGUAGCUCUAGUACAAAUUGGGUUUUUUGGUACUAUGUUUAUAAUGGCUCUGGAUAUGACCGUCGUUGUGGAAAUUAUUGUAUCUUGACAUUUUGUCUUCUCGGUUUUAUAAUAUUUACAAUAAUUGCUUGUGGCGUUUAUCGGUGUUGCGGAAUUUAUCACCGAUCGAAAGAAGAUACUCAACUGAUUACCCCCCCUCAUCUUUUUCCAGUUAGUCAACCCCCACAAACACAUGACAAUUAUUACUCACCUAUAACUACACCAACAAGUGUUUAUAUUCCUGAUAAUCCGCCGCAAUAUAGUGCAUCUAAUAACAAUCAAUCAAGUUAUCUUACAAAAACAUAUGGAACAUCCGCAUCAACGCCUCCUGAUGACCAUCAACGAUAUAUUUUAUCGAUGGGUGGAACAAAGGCAUGGAAAUUCGAGUUUGAAUCUGCUCCUUCUCCUGUGUUAGGUCAACACUGGCCAGCUACAGUCAAUGAAAGAAUAGUUAUGUUGCAUCCAGCGAGAGAUGUUGUUGUUUCUCUGCUGACGAAUUAUCCAGCCUUUGUACCGUCAGGAGCAAUUAUUACUGAUAAAAGUAGAGAGUUGCUUCAUUACUUUGAGAUUAAAAUUUUAGUUAAUCCGAAUCCAUCAAGAAUAAAGAUUGCGAUUGGAUUAGCUACGAAACCCUAUCCAACAAAUAGGUUUAUAGGACUAGAGUAUGAAUCAGUAGGAUAUCAGUCUGAUACUGGACAAUGCCUUCACAACAAUCGUUCUGAAUUAGGAUACGAUUAUGGUCCGAAAUUCGGAAACUUAGGCGACGUCAUUGGGUGUGGUUAUUACCCUGCUUCCGGAAUAAUAUUUUUCACGCUAAAUGGCCAAAGCCUUGGUAAAGCAUGCGAAAAUCGCCAAGUUUGGUUUCCAGCUGUUAGUGCAAAUGGACCUUGCAAACUUGAAGCUAACUUCGGUGAUCCAGAUGAUGGUGGAUUUUUGUACCCAAAUGCUCGUGGUUUUGGAAUCGGUGCGCCAUUCUUAUAA